GGCAGCAGCGGAAAGCACAUGGGUGGUGUUGGUGAGGCUUGGCUUGGCCACCGGUUAUAUGUGUUUCGACGUGGUGUUGGGAUCCCUUUUUUCAUUUAAAGUGAGACUAGAACGAACAAGAUGUUCUAUGCGACUGGGUACUAUGGGCUUAUGAUGACUUAUGACGCCUUGGGGGUGGGGUAGUCUGGCGAGAAAUAGAUGAAGAGUGAGAAUAGAUGGGUUGGUGAUGAAAUUUAGGGACCAAAAAAAUGGAUAUCCCUCCAAUGACAUGGAACGAUGCAGUGAACCAUGCUGAGAUGUCGUUCAGUAUAAGUAUCUGACAGGUGCCAUGUUGUAAGAACCAUCGCAAUCACUAGCAUUCGAUACCAACCAGUACAUUCGCUUCUCCAACUUUUUACUUUCACUUCUUUUGAACAUAUUCACCCUCUUCUCUACAACAUGAAGCCUGUUGCUCUUUUCGCUUUGCUUGCGCCCCUGGGGGCCAAUGCCCACUACAUCUUCAACCGCCUCAUCGUCAACGGUGCGGCUGUCGGUGGCGACUAUGCUUACACCCGUAAGAACACCAACUCCUACAUGCCGUCGUUCCCCAACGAGGUCAUCAACUCUCCCGACCUGAGGUGCAACAAGGGCGCCAAAGCCGGAGGAGUUCCCACCUACAACGUCAAGGCUGGUGACAAGCUCGGCUUCAAGCUCUUCAACAAUGAGAAGAUUGAGCACCCUGGUCCAGGCUUCGUCUACAUCUCCAAGGCACCUGGCAAGGUUGCUGAUUACGACGGCUCCGGUGACUGGAUCAAGGUCAUGGAGAGCGGCCUCAUCAACCCCAGCCAGCCCGGCGUGGACACUGCUUGGGACAGCUGGCAGAAGGACCGCCUCGAGUGGACCGUUCAGCAGAACAUUCCUGCUGGUGAGUACCUCGUCCGUGUCGAGCACAUCGCCAUCCACGAGGGCCACGUCGGCAAGGCUCAGUUCUACAUGGAGUGCUUCCAGCUCAACAUUGCGUCUUCCGGCAAGGGCAACCUUUCUCCCAAGGUCAAGAUUCCCGGUGUCUACAGUGCUCAGGACCCCGGCAUUGCGUUCAACAAGUGGAACAACCCCAAGUCGUACACGAUGCCCGGCCCCAAGAUGUGGAACGGACAGUAA
This is a messenger RNA of Alternaria alternata, 1140 nucleotides long. RefSeq lists its product as hypothetical. The transcript has 2 exons. Lineage: Eukaryota; Fungi; Ascomycota; Dothideomycetes; Pleosporales; Pleosporaceae. The coding region runs from base 439 to 1140 and encodes 233 amino acids. The record is from RefSeq and is a predicted model, not a curated record.